This is a messenger RNA of Saprolegnia parasitica CBS 223.65, 675 nucleotides long. RefSeq lists its product as hypothetical. Lineage: Eukaryota; Oomycota; Saprolegniomycetes; Saprolegniales; Saprolegniaceae. The record is from RefSeq and is a predicted model, not a curated record. The transcript has a single exon. The coding region runs from base 163 to 675 and encodes 170 amino acids.
GUGGCCCUCGAGUUUCACUUUUCGCGCAUCACAACCGCGGUCGCCAUCAACUACCUCGACCGGUACCUCUCGCAGCACGCGUCGACGCCGCACCGGCUGCAGCUCGUGGGCCUCGUCGCGAUCCUCAUCGCGUCCAAGUUCCACGAGAAGGACGGCAUCUCCAUGGACGAAGCCAAGGAAAUUGCGGCCAACGUCUUUACCGUCGAGGACAUUACGCGCAUGGAGGCCAACAUGCUAUCGGCGCUCCAAUGGAAGCUGCAUGCGGUCGUGCCCGCCAUGUACAUCGACACGUUUCUGCAGGACCUCCAGCAAACGCGGCUCGUAUCGCCGAUCUGCGCCGACAUCACCGCCGUCCACCACACUGCGUACAGCCAGCUCGGGUUUUUGCCGUCCAUUGCGGCGAUCGCGAUCACGCACCUCGCGUACGACGUGCACGGGCUCUCGAAGGCGCCUUUGGAUGCGUACUUGAAGCGCAUGGACAUGGACUCCGAAAGCGACGACGUCGCAGAGUGCCAGCGCCAACUGCGCAUGCUUCUUCCCGCACACCUGUGGAAAACGAAGAAGCGAGACCGGUCGCCGAGCCCGUCCGGCGUCGACGAGGUGCUUCAUAGCCCCGAGCCCGACGACGACGAUGAGUCUGUCGUACCAGAGGCGAAGCGGGCAAAGACCAGCUAG